Molecule: messenger RNA, 1609 nt
Organism: Danio aesculapii
Lineage: Eukaryota; Metazoa; Chordata; Actinopteri; Cypriniformes; Danionidae
Gene: sowahcb
Product: sosondowah ankyrin repeat domain family Cb
Exons: 1
Coding region: 145-1464 (439 amino acids)
Molecular function (GO): protein binding
Source: RefSeq, a predicted model, not a curated record
CCGGUCCAGGGGCGGCUGGAGGAUCACCGGAGGAUUAACAGCACCGCAUUGUCUGGUACAGCCGUGUUGUUGUCGGCGGAGAACACCGUUAACUGGUGUCUGAGAGAUGAUGUACAGAGACGGUGUUUAUUAACAGCAUCCUCGAUGGCGACUGAAUGCAGCCAGCACGCGGUGUUAUGCUUCAUAAAGGAGAGAGGAGGACGCGUGAAGAACGGGGAUUUGGCGGAUUAUUUUCGAGCGACGAGCCCACAGGAGCCCGCAUUAAAACAAGAGGCGAGAGAAGCCUUUAAACGGCACGUAGACACCGUGGCUUACGUGAAGGAGGAGAAUGGCGAGAAAUACGUUUGCCUAAGGAAGAGAUUUCGGGCAUGCCCGCGGAGCUCCAGGGGAGAGCGGGCGAACACCGAUGACCCUGCACGGGCCCAGACGCCCGCCUCAGGUUACGGAACUGCUGAUGCAGGAGGCGCAGAAACACACCCGCAUAUUUCUGACGAGGGUGUGAACGGCAGAACAGAAGCUGAACUCCGCGCGCACAUGGAGAACUCGGACAGCAGCAGAUCAGCCGAACACCGGCCGAAAGCAGCCGAGCAGCCGGAAGAGAGAGCCGCGGGAACCGGGAAGGAGGAGCGCGAUGGACCGAAAAGCCCCGGGCAGGUCAGCAGCAGCCCGGCGGUGCAGCAGCGGGACUCCGGCGAGCCCCCGGGCAGGUGUAAGGAGUGUCCGCGGGCCGACAGCGAUUAUGAGGCCGCCGCGGUGACGCUGGAGCCGCUGGAGCACGCGUGGAUGAUGAGCGCGUCUGACGGGCACUGGGAGAGCCUGCGCCCGCUGCUGCACACCGAACCCGCGCUCGUGGCCCGGAAAGACUUCGUGACGGGCUUUACCUGCCUGCACUGGGCGGCAAAACUCGGCAAACACGAGCUGAUCGUCCUGCUCGUUCGGUUCGCCAGAGAGCACCGGGUCACCGUUAACGUGAACGCGCGUUCCAGCGCCGGAUACACGCCUCUACACCUGGCGGCGAUGCACAAUCACCUGGAGGUCGUCAAACUGUUAAUCGGAGCGCUUGAUGCGGAUGUGGAGGCUCGGGAUUACUACGGCAGGAAAGCGUGUCAGUACCUGAAGAGCGACGUUGCGCAAAACAUCCUGGAGAUCGCGGGCGCGUGCGCAGAGGCCGCGGGCGCGGGAGAGGCAGAGGCAGAGGGAGAAGGAGAGGUAGGCCGCUGGAGGCUGUCGAGGGUUCUGCAGUCCAGCUUCAGGCCUCUGAGGAUCCAGAACCAGAAUCAGGACUGCAGCGAUGAGGACAGCGUAGCCAAGCAGAAACCCCUGCGCAGAAAAUCCUCCUUCACCAAGAUGAAGCCCCGAGUCCGGCUGCGGGCGCAGAUAGUCCACAGCACCUCUCUAAUGGACAGGUUUGAGAAAGAAGAAUCCCCAAAGCUCUCCAGACCCAAAUCUAACCUCUUCGGGUGACUGUGGAGAUCUGCACGGUGUGUGUUUAAAGAGUCCGGGAUGUUGAGUGGGUUUUUCACUGCUCUGGAGAUUUACACUGCCGAAUGAACCUGCUGGUUUUGCUAAUGGUGUGUUAAUAAUGAUAAAAAAUAUUGCUGGAAUAAUA